This is a messenger RNA of Malaclemys terrapin pileata, 867 nucleotides long. RefSeq lists its product as uncharacterized. The record is from RefSeq and is a predicted model, not a curated record. The transcript has 4 exons. Lineage: Eukaryota; Metazoa; Chordata; Testudines; Emydidae. Bases 1 to 867 code for a protein of 288 amino acids.
AUGGAAACCCUAGUGUCAGGAUGGCUGCCCAGGGCUGGACUCCUGCUGCUGCCCCUUCUCCUCUGCUUUGGGCCAGAAACUGUCGGGAGCAUCGACCCGGCCGCCCUCAGAGACAUUGUAGAUCAUGCAGAUAAGGAUGGGUUGGCUGUUGAAUACGCCUUCGCCGUCAGCCUGGAGAAAGCCAGUUGUGAGAACCCAUCUGGUCUGGAACAGGUGCAGCCCAGGAACAAACUGUGGGAGAUGCAGGCAGCCAUUAACCCAGAGGGCAGCCUGUAUGACCCAGACGAAGGGCCCAUUGUGGCUGCCCGGAUGAAGCACCUGGGCAGGGGAGGGGAACACGCCGAGUGGCGCCUGCUCCAGGGCGACCAGAACAGCCCCGUGCAGAAGCUCCUGGCCUGGCCUUACAACGAGAGAAGCUGCCUGAUCUUCUUCACCAUCCGCUCGCCCUGCGCGGGGACGUGCCUGCUGGUGAAGAGGCCCCACAACAUCCUACAGAUGGUGAGCGACACCUUCCGCCCCAUCGACAACAACUACAAGGCCUUCGUCUUCCGGCAGAUCUACCGGCAGGACCGGGACCUGGAUCCCCAAAGCCUGCUGGAGGCCUGGCACCGGCUGCCCGACGUGCCCCUGCUGCGCUGUGACACCAAGGGCUGCAGGGACUGCAGAGGGAAUGACCCCAACACCGACACCAACGCCUGCCUGGAUGAGAUGCGAGCCAUGAGGCAGCCACUGCACCCCCCUGGCAGGGGGCAGAGGGGAGAGCAAGGGGUAGAGGGGAGAGCAGAGGAUGUAGGGGAGAGCAGGGAGCACCUUCAGAGGGCUGGGGAGAUGAUUCACCUGCUUGUUAACCAGGCCGGGAUCUGCUGA